Molecule: messenger RNA, 453 nt
Organism: Phanerochaete carnosa HHB-10118-sp
Lineage: Eukaryota; Fungi; Basidiomycota; Agaricomycetes; Polyporales; Phanerochaetaceae
Exons: 3
Source: RefSeq, a predicted model, not a curated record
GAUGGUCGCCCACUGCCUGUGGAUAUGCUUGUCAUCGCCGUGGACAUCAUCAAUAUUGAAUGACCAGGUGGUCGCUGCGGCCGGAGUCGAUCGCGUGGAUGUCGCUAUCGACAACGUCCGCUACCUCGAGCGCUACGACUUCACCGCGGACAACGACCCCGAGAAGUGGUGGAGAGGUCGGGAGGUCAACAUGCACGGGACGAUCGUCAAUCUCAACAACGCUGGUGCCGUCGGGCUCCUGCCACGGUACUCGCCGUACUCGAUUUUAAAGCUUGCGAUCCUGCGUUUUGCGGAGUGGAUCAACGUUGAACAUGAUGACAUGGACGUCCUAGCGUACUCGAUCCACUCAGGUGUCAUUUGAAACCGACAUAUCCGUGCGUCUGUCGCCGGAGAUUCAGGCUACCGGGGUGUUUGUCGACACGCCCCAGCUGGCAGCGCGUACUCUGCUCUGAC